Oncorhynchus kisutch (coho salmon) is the source of this 1713-nucleotide messenger RNA. Its product is annotated as vegetative cell wall protein gp1-like. NCBI's taxonomy places the organism in Eukaryota, Metazoa, Chordata, Actinopteri, Salmoniformes, Salmonidae. The record is from RefSeq and is a predicted model, not a curated record. Bases 1 to 1713 code for a protein of 570 amino acids. The transcript has 4 exons.
AUGGUUAGAACCCUGCCGAGGAGCCCAGCCCAGCCCAGCCGAGGAGCCUUGCUCAGCCCAGCCGAGGAGCCCAGCCCAGCCCUGACGAGAAGCCUAGCCCAGCCCAGCCGAGGAGCCCAGCCCAGCCCUGCCGAGAAGCCCAGCCCAGUCCUGCCGAGGAGCCCAGCCCAGACCAGCCGUGGAGCCCAGCCCAGUCCAACCGAGGAACCCAGCCCAGCCCAGUCCUGCCGAGGAGCCCAGCCCAGCCCUGCCGAGGAACCCAGCCCAGCCCAGUCCAGCCGAGGAGCUCAGCCCAGCCCUGCCGAGAAACCCAGCCCAGCCGAGGAGCCCAGCCCUGCCCUGCCGAGGAGCCCAGCCCACCGAGGAGCCCAGCCGAAGAGCCCAGCCGAGGAGCAGCCCAGCCGAGGAGCCCAGCCCAGCCCAGCCGAGGAGCCCAGCCGAGGAGCCCAGCCCAGCCCAGCCGAGGAGCCUUGCCCAGCCCAGCUGAGGAGCCCAGCCCAGCCCAGCCCUGCCGAGAAGCCCAGCCCAGUCCAGCCGAGGAGCCCAGCCGAAGAGCCCAGCCGAGGAGCAGCCCAGCCGAGGAGCCCAGCCGAGGAGCCCAGCCCAGCCGAGGAGCCCAGCCGAGGAGCCCAGCCCAGUCCAGCCGAGGAGCCCAGCCGAGGAGCCCAGCCCAGCCCUGCCGAGGAGCCCAGCCCAGCCCAGCUAGUUGCUGCCCUGAGAGGGGCCCGGCUCAGCCCUGCAGGUCCCCAGCCCAGCACAGCCCUGCAGGUCCCCAGCCCGGCUCAGCCUGCAGGUCCCCAGCCCGGCUCAGCCCUGCAGGUCCCCAGCCCUACUCAGCCAAGUAGCUCCCCAGCCCUGCUCAGCCCCGUAGCUCUCCAGCCCUGCUCAGCCCUGCAGGUCCCCAGCCCGGCUCAGCCCUGCAGGUCCCCAGCCCUGCAGCUCCCCAGCCCUGCUCAGCCCUGCAGCUCCCCAGCCCUGCAGCUCCCCAGUCCUGCUCAGCCCUGCAGCUCCCCAGCCCUGCUCAGCCCUGCAGCUGCCCAGCCCUGCUCAACCCUGCAGCUCCCCAGCCCUGCUCAGCCCUGCAGCUCCCCAGCCCUGCUCAGCCCUGCAGCUCCCCAGCCCUGCUCAGCCCUGCAGCUCCCCAGCCCUGCUCAGCCCUGCAGCUCCCCAGCCCUGCUCCGCCCUGCAGCUCCCCAGCCCUGCAGCUCCCCAGCCCUGCAGCUCCCCAGCCCUGCUCAGCCCAGCAGCUCCCAGGCCUGCUCAGCCCCGCAUCUCCCCAGCCCUGCUCAGCCCCGCAGCUCCCCAGCCCUGCUCAGCCCUGCAGCUCCCCAGCCCUGCUCAGCCCUGCAGCUCCCCAGCCCUGCUCAGCCCUGCAGCACCCCAGCCCUGCUGUUCCCCAGCCCUGCUCAGCCCUGCAGCUCCCCAGCCCUGCUCAGCCCUGCAGCUCCCCAGCCCUGCUCAGCCCUGCAGCUCCCCAGCCCUGCUCAGCCCUGCAGCUCCCCAGCCCUGCUCAGCCCUGCAGCUCCCCAGCCCUGCUCCGCCCUGCAGCUCCCCAGCCCUGCAGCUCCCAGCCCUGCUCAGCCCUGCAGCUCCCCAACCCUGCUGCUCCCCAGCCCUGCUGCUCCCCAGCCCUGCUCAGUCCUGCAGCUCCCCAGCCCUGCUCAGCCCUGCAGCUCCCCAGUCCUGCUCAGCCCUGCAGAGGGAAUAGGGUGA